Messenger RNA from Malassezia sympodialis ATCC 42132, 1488 nucleotides. RefSeq lists its product as uncharacterized. The transcript is spliced from 4 exons. The coding region runs from base 1 to 1488 and encodes 495 amino acids. The record is from RefSeq and is a predicted model, not a curated record. Gene Ontology annotation, biological process: fatty acid metabolic process. Gene Ontology annotation, molecular function: fatty-acyl-CoA binding. Lineage: Eukaryota; Fungi; Basidiomycota; Malasseziomycetes; Malasseziales; Malasseziaceae.
AUGAGCAGCGCCAAGGUGAUUGAUGCGCUCUUUGAGCGCACAGUCGACAUUGUGCAGUCGCUGCCGCCCAGUGGCCCGAUCCAGACAUCGUACGAGGAGAAACUCGCACUAUAUGGACUGUUCAAGCAGGCAACGGAAGGCGAUAUCCAGACACGCCGCCCCGGCAUGUUUGACAUGCUUGGCCGCGCCAAGUGGUACGUGGCGCACACUCACGCCAGGGACGCCUGGGAGCGCCAGCGCGGGUUCUCGAAGCAGGACGCGAAGCAGCUCUAUGUCGAGAGCAUGAUCAAGAUCCUCCAUCGCUUUGAGGACCGACCGGUAGCCAUCUCGCUCAUGGCCGAGCUCGAGGCAUACAGUGGCGACGUCGCCGAGCAGGUCAUGAGCGGCACCCUCGCCGAGACCGCCAGCAUUCACUCAUCCAGUGUCGGGCAGAGCCCGCGCCAGCGCGCGCUGAAUGCGGUGCCGUCUGUGGACGAGUCGAGCCUCGCCGAUGAGCCGCCCCGUGCCCCCUCCCGGCUGCCCCCUGUCACAUCUGUGGAAGGCGAUACCCAUACGGGAAGUGGUUCUCACGAUACCAUCACAGGCAGCGACAUGCCGCGCCCCGCGCCCAGAGCAGCCCCCGAGAAGGCGCGGCGUGCAGACCGCGGCGUGCUCCCGGUGCGCGGCGCGCCAGCGACACAGCGGCGUGCGGCGCCUCGUCCCCGCGCGUCGCUGGCGCGCCGCGACGAGUCGAUGUACUCGGGCGCGGCGGCGAGCGACCGCGGCUCACGCUCGUUCGCGUCGGCUGCCCCAUCGCUGCCGCCGUCCGACGUCCCGCUCGCGCCGCAUGCCGGCGGCCCGCUCGGCCGGUACGCGUCGUCGGUCGGCGGACGCUCAGGCGGCCCCGUGCCACCAGCGCGCUCGGCGCUCGCCAAGGGCGCGCGCGCCGGCGCACCAGGCAUGGGUGAGCGUGCACCCGAGCUGGAAGAGUCGCUGAGGGCGAUCCAGGCAUCGCUCACAGCGCUCACAGACAGGCUCGACCGCGCCGAGUCGCGCAUGGUGCGCCGCGAGAACGCGCUGGACGUCCGGCGGCUCCAUCAGUACAUGCAGCGCAUGCUACAUGAUAUCGGGGCAUGCCUCGGCCUGGUGCCAGGGUGUCCCGGCGAGGCGAAUGCACCGAGCUACGAUGCAUGGCGCGCACGACACCAUGGGCUGUGGGCGUUGGUCCGCUCGCCAUUCAAGUUUGCCGUGCUGGUCGCGAGCCUGGCUUUCCGCGUUCUGCUGGACCUGGCGUCGAUCACGCUCAUGGUCACGCUCCUUGUGGCCGCUCUGCGGCGCCUCUCUGGUCGCAGCGACCCGUGGAUUACGCUGCGCCUGCUGGGCCAGCUGCGUGGCCGUUUGCAGUGGCUGGCCUCGCCGGCGAACCGGCAGGCAGCCUUGCGUGCGCUGCUCACGAGUAUGGUGUUGGGCGGCGUCGCUAUGGAGUCCACGCGCAGUCUCCGCUCGUAG